Molecule: messenger RNA, 1585 nt
Organism: Asparagus officinalis (garden asparagus)
Lineage: Eukaryota; Viridiplantae; Streptophyta; Magnoliopsida; Asparagales; Asparagaceae
Product: alpha-L-fucosidase 2-like
Exons: 4
Coding region: 827-1585 (252 amino acids)
Biological process (GO): carbohydrate metabolic process
Molecular function (GO): alpha-L-fucosidase activity
Source: RefSeq, a predicted model, not a curated record
CCGCGAGUUUGCAGGAAACGACGACCCCGUACCACACCAACUCCUGCCAUUUAUUUUUCACGUGAUCAUCAUCACCAUCAACAGUGGUGGUGCCCUGGACUCAAAAAGAGUAGUAUCCAUCCACACAGCUUUCACUUCUCAUUUUCUCCUCCUACUCCCCCUCUCGAAUUCAAAUGGAGGAGUUCGAAGGAGAGGAUCAGUGGGUUUGGGUCAGUAAGCCCAGUGAGGGGGGCUUGGAGUGGUGGGGGUUAUCGGAUUCGGGUCCAGAAGAGGACCCGUCGAGGUCCGCUAGGGUCGUGUUCACUGAACCCGCGAAGCAUUGGACCGAUGCAGCUCCCAUCGGGAACGGCCGCCUCGGGGCCAUGGUCUGGGCGGAGUCACCACCGAAACUCUGCAGCUAAACCAUGAUACUCUCUGGACUGGUGUACCAGGCGACUACACAAACCCACAAGCUCCUUCUGUUCUUUCGAAAGUGAGAAAACUUGUCGAUAGUGGAAAAUUUGCUGAAGCUUCCAAGGCAGGAUUUGAUUUAGCUGGUCAGCCAUCAGAUGUAUACCAACCACUUGGCAGUAUUAACCUAGACUUUGGUGAUUCUCACAUUCCAUAUUCUUCCUAUGGAAGAGAACUUGAUUUAACUACGGCAACUGUAACAGUCAAGUAUACUAUUGAUGACAUAGAGUUCACAAGGGAACAUUUCUCUUCAAAUCCGCAUCAAGUGCUUGUAACCAAGAUUUCUUCAAAUAAACCAGGCAGUCUAUCCUUUACGGUAUCUUUAGACAGUAAAUUGCACCACCACUCAACCGUGGAUUCUACAAACCGAAUUAUCAUGGAAGGUAGUUGCCCUGGUGAUAGAGCCCAACCAAAACUAAAUGCAUCUAAGAACCCAAAAGGAAUUCAAUAUUCUGCAAUUCUUGAUUUGAAGAUAGGAGGUCAUUCUGGUAUGAUAAAGGUUACAGAUGAUCAAAAGUUGAAAGUUGAAGGCUCAGACUGGGCUGUUUUAGUUCUAGCGGCUUCUUCCUCAUUUGAUGGUCCAUUUACGAACCCUUCUGAUUCUAAAAAGGAUCCUACAUUGAUGUCCUUGAAUACAUUGAAUAUGGUUAAGACUUUGUCUUUCUCGGAGUUAUUCACCCGCCAUUUCGUUGAUUAUCAGAAUCUUUUCAAUCGUGUUUCGUUGCAACUGGAAGGCAGGAGUCAGGGAAGUGUGAGAACUCUGAAACCUUCAGAAACUGAUUUUCAAAAACAAUUAUCAAAGGACGUGGUUUCUACAGCAGAAAGAGUAAAAUCUUUUAAACUUGAUGAGGAUCCAUCUUUGAUAGAACUUUUAUUCAAUUAUGGUCGAUAUCUACUGAUCUCUUGCUCGAGGCCUGGAACUCAGGUUGCAAACUUACAGGGAAUAUGGAACAAGGACACCGAACCAGCAUGGGAUGCAGCUCCUCACUUGAAUAUCAAUCUACCGAUGAAUUAUUGGCCAUCUCUUUCUUGCCAUCUCAGUGAAUGUCAAGAACCAUUGUUUGAUUACAUUGCUUCACUUGCAGUCAAUGGGGCAAAAACAGCACGAGUAAGCUUCACUUUCCUUCCACAGUGA